Molecule: messenger RNA, 1653 nt
Organism: Pestalotiopsis fici W106-1
Lineage: Eukaryota; Fungi; Ascomycota; Sordariomycetes; Amphisphaeriales; Sporocadaceae
Exons: 6
Coding region: 1-1653 (550 amino acids)
Molecular function (GO): monooxygenase activity; iron ion binding; oxidoreductase activity, acting on paired donors, with incorporation or reduction of molecular oxygen
Source: RefSeq, a predicted model, not a curated record
AUGGAUAUUGCUGCAGCCGCCAUCAUCACUGCGAUUGAGUUUGUCUUGGUCCGCAAAUGGGAAGACUCGAUCGCGACAAAUCUCAGCUCCGAGCAUGUCCUCAGUCUGUUUUUGACGCAGUACUUGCUGUUGAAGUAUUAUCGCAUGGUCCUUUACCCAAAGUAUUUCUCGCCUCUUCGACACUUUCCAGGUCCAAGCGGCGGGCACUUGUUUUUUGGACAGACGAUCAAUAUCUUGAGAGCCGAAACUCCAGUGACCCUUUUCAAUGAGUGGAUGCAUAAAUGGCCUGAUGCUCCCUUUAUUCGGUAUCUAGGUGUUGGAAAUCAGGAAUUCCUCCUCCCCAACAGCCCCAGUGCGUACAAAGAAGUUCUUCAGACACAUUGUUAUUCAUUUCGCAAACCCGAUUGGUUUAUCCGCAUGACCAAGGAAGUACUCGGCGUCGGACUGGCCAGCUUGGAGGGCGAGACGCACAAGAAAAAUCGGCGAAUGCUGAAUAUCCCAUUUGCUGGGCCAAAUGUGCGCAAACUUGAGCCCCUUUUCAAGGACAAGGCCCGCGAUAUUGGCACGGUCUUUGACUCUGCCAUAAUUUGCGGUGAUGAUGGGGGAAGGACAGGCGUGAUUGACUGUACCGAAACUUUUUCCAAAGCUACACUGGAUAUUAUGGGUGCCUCAGUCCUAGGAAAGGACCUAUGUAGUCUCAACACUGUCCGAUAUAGAGGAAAGAGCACGGAAGAUUCCACGGCCACAGAAGAGUACUCAUUCGCACAAGCCUACCACACAUUCUUUGCUCCGGGCCCUGUCGGCAAAUUGCUGACGUAUUUCAAUGGCUUCUUUCCGCUGCGAUGGCUGCCACUCGAAGCGAACCGCGAGUUCAAGUUUGCAAUGAGGUGGCUGAACGAGACUCUCACCCAACUACGCAGAGAUCGUUUCCGAGAGAUCGAAGCAGCCAAGGCCAAGGGAACAUAUGAAAGUAGCGAGUCGAGAGAUUUGACUACCUUUAUGGUUGAGGAAAGCCUCCCAGGAGGCUCGAUAGCUGGCCUAUCGGAGGAAAUCUUUUUACUUCAAUUCAUGGUCGCAGGCCACGAUACAUCAGCCAACUUCUUGUCCUGGAGCCUGUUCGUCAUGGCUCAGCAUCGCGAUAUACAGGACAGUCUUCGCAACGAGAUAACGAGCCUAUUUCGUGACUUUUCCGAGCCAGCAUAUGGUCAAAUUGACGAAUUAACAUAUCUGGAUAAUUUCGUCAAAGAGACUAUGCGCGUGUAUUGCCCUGCCGCUACGAUCCACAGACAAUCGCUUCGAGAUGUCAUUAUUGACGGCCAUCACAUUCCCAAAGGGACCUGUUUUGACAUUGCGCCCUCUAUGCCCAUGUUCAACCCACUGAUAUGGGGGCCCAACAGCCACGCGAUUGACCCGAAUCGUUGGAACAAUCUGACCAGUGAACAAUCAAACCCAUUUGCCUUUGCGGCAUUUUCCAACGGACCACGCAUCUGUAUCGGCAAGGCCUUUGCACUGAUGGAAAUCAAGACGAUACUCAUUGAGCUUGUGAGAAACUACAGAUUUUUGAGCGUCGAGAAGAAGCACACGGUGGAGAACCCCAACUUGACACUACGACCAGCGGGCAUGGAGAUUCGGUUGGAGAGGGUAAAGCAGUAG